UGGAGACAGACAAGAGGGAGGUGGUCGGCGUCUUUGGUAAAACGGGGGCUGGAAAGAGCUCUCUGAUAAAUGCCGUCAUUGGAGUGAAGAAUCUCUUGCCCUCUGGAAGCAUCAGUGCAUGUACCUCAGUGAUGAUUAAAGUGGAGGCUAACAUGCGUAACCCAAAGUAUGAGGCAGAAAUCGAGUUCAUUACAAAAGAGGAGUGGAAAGAGGAGUUGUGGACCUUGUUUAAUUUCCUUGGUGAUAACGAAGAUCAGGAAAAAGAUGAAGAUUAUCAAGACAGUGUUGAAAAGCUGUCAGUGCUGUAUGGAGAAGAAUGGAGAAACAAAUCUCCUGAAAACCUCAUGGAUAAAAAAUACUUCAAAGAAAUUCCUAAAUUUCUCAGUUCCAAGAGUAAGAUUUUGACAAGUUAUACAGCUAAAGAGUUAUCUGCAAAAUUGGUCAAAUACACACGAAGUGAGUCAAAAGAGGAAGAUGCUAAAGACGUGAAGAGGUGGUAUUGGCCACUGGUGAAGUGUGUGACUGUCAGGGUGCCGAAGAAUGGUUUUCUCCAGCACGUCACACUUGUGGAUCUUCCUGGAAACGGGGACCGUAACAAGAGCAGAGACAGGAUGUGGAAAAAGCUUGUUGGAAGCUGUUCUACUGUGUGGAUUGUGGCUGAGAUCAAUCGAGCAGCUGCUGAAAAAGAAUCCUGGGAGAUCCUGAAAGAAUCCUGCAGCCUCAUGGGAAAUGGUGGCGAGUGUCGGCAGAUUCAUUUUAUCUGCACCAAGUCUGAUCAUUUUGGAGGUUCAGAUGAUCAGUCAGCAGCUGGUGUUCGUGCUCAGAUACUGAAACAAAACAAGCAAGCCAAGAUAAAAGUGAUGGCAGAAUUCAGCAAACUAAAAGAGGUUAAGAAACAAUUCAGUGAGGAGUGUUUCAAGGUUUUCACA
Messenger RNA from Notothenia coriiceps (black rockcod), 929 nucleotides. RefSeq names its product nuclear GTPase SLIP-GC-like. The record is from RefSeq and is a predicted model, not a curated record. Gene Ontology annotation, molecular function: GTPase activity. The annotation marks the transcript as partial. The transcript is spliced from 6 exons. Lineage: Eukaryota; Metazoa; Chordata; Actinopteri; Perciformes; Nototheniidae.